Wasmannia auropunctata (little fire ant) is the source of this 7638-nucleotide messenger RNA. RefSeq names its product unconventional myosin-Va (gene didum). The coding region runs from base 545 to 6100 and encodes 1851 amino acids. Gene Ontology annotation, cellular component: vesicle; cytoplasm; actin cytoskeleton. Gene Ontology annotation, biological process: vesicle transport along actin filament; actin filament organization. The transcript has 15 exons. Gene Ontology annotation, molecular function: ATP binding; actin filament binding; microfilament motor activity. The record is from RefSeq and is a predicted model, not a curated record. Lineage: Eukaryota; Metazoa; Arthropoda; Insecta; Hymenoptera; Formicidae.
ACGAGCCAGCUGGUGGCGGCAGUGCCGUCGUUUACGUGGAGGUACGAUCUUCGCGAGAGUCCGCUCUCGCUGGUGGGGCCCGUGCCGGAUCGCUCCUGGCAGGUCGCAGCUUGUCCUGGGGAAAUAAAUCGCGGCGCGAACUGGUACCACUCGCGCGGGCACGGAGAACACGGACAGUAGGUGUCCGCGUAUCCCGAGGAACGAGCCGAAGAGUGGCGAAACGAGAAGGGUGGGAAACGACGAGGUAGGGCGGGAAGAAAAAAAAAAGAAAAACAAACAUGCCGUGAACCCCGUCAGGUGACAAUGCGUACGACCCGACGAAGUCGACGAUGCUCAUAGCGCGUGCCGCUUUCGAUCGCAUGCGACCAACGCCGUAGACACUUCGUCGUCAUCGCCGUCGUCAUCGUCUUUGCCGCGCGCGUGUGCAUGUGUACGGUGUGUAGUGGUACGCGCGUGUGAUCGUGUUGUACCUGACCCGUGUGUGGUACCUCCCCCUGACCCAGCUUCUACCUGAUCCAGGCGCCCGACACCAGGACCGAUCGCGAUGACUACGAGGGAGCUUUACGUUAAGGACGGCCGAGUAUGGGUGCCGCAUCCGGAAAAGGUGUGGGAGGGCGCCGUGCUCCUGGAGAACUACAGGCAGAAUCAGCCGAUGUUGAAAGUGCGUACGGAGGAGUCGAAACAGACGAAGACAUUGGAGAUCAGAUCGGACAACGAUCUUCCGCCACUCCGAAACCCCGAUAUACUGAUAGGAGAAAAUAAUCUCACGUCAUUAUCGUUUCUUCACGAGCCCGCUGUCCUCUACAAUCUCCAGAUCCGCUUUCAACGGCAUUCCAUUUACACCUACUGCGGCAUCGUCCUGGUAGCCUUCAACCCGUACAACGAAUUACCCAUUUACGGCAAUGAUACGAUAUGGGCCUACAGGGGCCAGGCGAUGGGCGACCUGGAACCCCACAUAUUCGCCGUGGCCGAGGAAGCCUAUACGAAGUUGGAGAGGGAGAACCAUGAUCAGUCGAUUAUCGUCUCCGGUGAAUCGGGCGCCGGCAAAACGGUCUCCGCGAAGUACACCAUGCGGUAUUUUGCGACCGUCGGCGGAUCGGCGACGGAAACGCAGAUCGAGAAGAAGGUUCUCGCCUCUUCGCCUAUCAUGGAGGCGAUCGGGAAUGCGAAGACUACCAGGAACGACAAUUCCUCCAGAUUCGGAAAGUUUAUCGAGAUCCAGUUCAAUAAGAACUAUCACAUCACCGGCGCGAGCAUGAGGACGUACCUGCUGGAGAAGUCGCGGGUGGUGUUUCAAGCGAACGAGGAGCGAAACUACCAUAUCUUCUAUCAGAUGUGCUCGGCGGCGAGGCGUCUUCCCCAUUUACACCUGACUGAUCAGGAUCAGUUUCAUUAUCUCAAUCAGGGCAACAAUCCCAGGAUCGACGGCGUGGACGAUCUCGCGUAUUUCGACGAGACGAUAAGUGCGCUGACGAUGCUUGGCUUCACGUCCAAGCAGCAGGACGACAUGUUGCGUAUACUGGCGGCCAUACUACACCUAGGUAACGUAAACAUAAGCAGUUGCGUGAUCAAGGACGCGAAGGACGGCGAGGUGGACACCGAAUCCUGUUACAUCUCGCCGAAGGACCGGCACCUGCUCGUCAUUUCCGAGCUGCUGGGCGUCGAAAUAGCCGCGAUGCGCAAGUGGCUGUGCCAUCGAAAGAUCGUUUCGACACGGGAGGUCUUCCUGAAGCCUAUGACCGUGGAGCAGGCGAACGGCGCGCGGGACGCCCUGGCCAAGCACAUCUACGCCGAGCUCUUCAACUGGAUCGUGACAAAUAUCAACACCUCGCUGCAGUCACCCAGUCAGGCACAUUGCUUCAUCGGUGUAUUGGACAUUUACGGCUUCGAAACGUUUGAGAUCAACUCCUUUGAACAGUUUUGCAUCAACUACGCGAACGAGAAGCUCCAGCAGCAGUUCAACUCGCAUGUCUUUAAACUUGAGCAGGAGGAAUAUUUAAAAGAGGAUAUCGAGUGGACUUUCAUCGACUUUUACGACAAUCAGCCGUGCAUCGAUCUGAUCGAGACCAAGCUCGGAAUUCUGGACCUCCUCGACGAGGAGUGCCGCAUGCCGAAGGGUUCGGACGCCUCCUGGGCGGAGAAGUUGUACACCAAGUGCAUCAAGUCUAAGCACUUCGAAAAACCGCGAUUCGGCACUACAGCGUUCUUGAUCCAUCACUUCGCCGACCUCGUGCAAUACGAAACCGUGGGCUUCCUAGAAAAGAAUCGCGACACCGUGAUCGAGGAGCAAGUGGACGUGCUGAGAAGCUGCGAGAACAAGUUGCUGAGAAGGCUGUUCAGUGACGAGGAUCCUAAGUUGGCAGUGCCUCACACAAGAGUCAAAGUGUCCGCUCAGAAGAGCGCGCCGGCGAGUGCAGCCAACAAGCAGAACAAGAAGACGGUCGGCUCGCAGUUCCGUGACUCCCUCAACAUGCUGAUGGCCACGCUGAACGCCACAACGCCGCACUACGUGCGCUGCAUCAAGCCGAACGACGAGAAGGAGGCCUUCGAGUAUAGUCCGGUGCGAGCGGUGCAGCAGCUGCGCGCUUGCGGAGUUCUGGAGACCAUCAGGAUCUCCGCCGCAGGUUUCCCAAGCCAGCGUACGUACGGCGACUUCUUCCAGAGGUACCGCUGCCUCUGCAGGUUCAAGGAGAUACGGCGGGAUGAUCUGAAGGAGACCUGCCGGCGCAUCCUGGCCAGGUAUAUCAACGACGAGGACAAGUUCAAGUUUGGCAAGACCAAGGUACUCUUCCGGGCCGGUCAGGUGGCAUAUCUGGAGAAGCUACGAGCGGAGAGGCAGCGUGACGCCUGCCUAAUGAUUCAGAAGACCGUGCGCGGUCUAAUCUAUCGUAACAGGUACAGGAAGAUCCGCAGAUCGAUCCUGGGUCUUCAGAGGUACGGCCGGGGUUUAAUCGCCCGGCAAAAGGCAGAGGCUGUGAGAAGGGAGAGAGCGGCGGUGAAGAUUCAGACGCAAGUGAAGGGCUGGCUACAGCGACGAUGGUACCUGCGCGUAAAACGCACGAUUCUCGGUUUACAAACACGUGGCAGAGGCAACAUGGCUCGCGACAAAUACAGGAAAAUGAAGGAUCACGCCGCAGCAACGGUGAUCCAGAGAUUCGCUCGUGGAUAUCUCGUGAGGAUGGCGUGCAAGAAGAAACUCAGGGACAUAAUAAUCGUGCAGUCAUGCUACAGGAAGCGUCAGGCGAAGAAGAUCUUCAGGCAACUAAAGACCGAAGCCAGGAGUGUGGAGCACGUCAAGUCGCUCAACAAAGGAUUAGAGAUGAAGAUCAUCACAUUGCAGCAGAAGAUAAACGAAAUGGCGAAGGAGAAUCAGCACUUGAAGAACGUUCAAAACGAGAUGAUAGAUUUAAAAUGCAAGCUGGACGGCUUGAAAUCCGUCGACGUUGAGAAUAAGAAACUGAACGGAGUGAUGCAGGACAAAGAAAGGGAGCUGAAAAAGAUGGAGGAAAUUCUACAGCGGGAGAAAGACGAGAAGAUGGACAUACUGCACGACAAGGAGAGAAUUGCUCUACUGAAGAAUGAGGAGAACAAGAAGUUACAAGAGGAGAAUGAAAGAUUACGAAAGGAACUUUCGAUAGCGAACGAGAAGUUGAAGAGCAAUCAGCGCGGCGCCGAGGAGAAUCUGAAGUAUCGGCUCGAACAGGAGAAAGAUCUGCUUCGGCUGGACCAGGAUCAGGAUCGCGGGGCCUAUCAGAGACUGCUCAAGGACUAUCACGAGAUGGAACAGCACGCGGAAAUACUGGAACAAAAGCUGGCGUUACAAGGAGUGCUUGGGCACUCGCGCUCCUUGAGCAAUGCUUCCAGUGGCAGUGGCCAAAUCACGUCGACAGAGAUUCAGCAAGACGAUCAAAACGUCGAUUUCGGUUACGGCUCCGUGAGAUCCACGGCAUCCUCAUCAACGCCCUACUCACGAGUAGAAACGAUCGACUGGAAUCAACAACGGUCGGAUAGUCCACCCGAUGGAGAAGUUCAGUCAAACAAAUCGCCUUUGGAGGCGCCCGUGCCCACACACGCACCCGUGGACAUCGGUCUCGUCCUGAAGCUGCAACAGAAGCUGAAGGACGUCGAGAAAGAGAAAGGCAGAUUAAUCAGAAUGGUCGAGGAUCUGGAACGUGAUAGUAACGACGAAUCCAGAACGCAAGAUUCGUUCAGACUCCAAGAACUGGAAAUGGAGAACGCGCAACUUAAAAAUGACUUGUACUCCCUGAGGAAGAGCGUGUCGUCGGCCAGUCCAUCGUCCGCGCAACAAAAUCUCAUGAUACAAUUCGAGGCGCUACAAGAAGAACUGGAGAGGAGAAGAGAGGAGUGUAUUCAGCUGCACAGCGUGUUGGCCGAUCAUACAACUAGAAUGAAAAACUUAACCGCCAAUUACGGUCGCGACGUGGACAUUAUAAACGAGGACGGUGAGCUGGUGCUUGCCUUCGAGGCGCAGAAGAAGAUUAACAGUAAAACUAACACAAAGGCAUCGAGAGGAGAGCAAUUGGAAGACGAGCUGCAGGCGAAGGAAAGGAACUGGCGAGCGCAAAGAGACGAGUGGCGAAACGAGAUAGACAGACUGCAAGAAGAAAUCGAGAAGCAGCAAAAGCUGCUCUCGAUUAAUUUAAGUAAAUCGCCGCAAACUCAAGCGGAACUUUACAUGCAAUAUGAGGUUGCCAGACUGACGUCUGAAAAUCUUGAACUUCAAGAGAAAUAUGACAAAGUAGCGGAGGAAUGCAGACGCUUCAAGAAACAGUGCAGAAUCCUGGCGAAACGACUCAAGGAUGCUGGAUAUGAAGGUGAGGAACGUGAUAUGAAAGGCACUGUGCCCAACGCAGUGGAAUACGCAAACGGCAGCGUCGCAGUUUCCGGUACUUACGGAGACGGAAGUAACAUGCCUAUUAUUCGCAAAAAGGAGAGGGAUUAUGAAGGAAUGUUCGAAUUCAGGAAGGAGGAUAUCAACCUGAUCAUACGUCACAUGGUCAUUGAGCUAAAGCCUAGAGUGGCGAUCACACUGCUACCGGGCUUACCGGCCUACAUCCUCUUCAUGUGCAUCAGACACACUGAUUGCAUUAACGAUGACGAGAAGGUGCGGGCGCUGUUGACCGAGUACCUGAACGCCGUUAAACGCGUGCAGAAGAAACGUGACGACUUCGACUCCAGGGUGCUGUGGCUGAGCAACACUCUGCGUUUGCUGCACAACAUGAAGCAAUACUCCGGCGACAAACCGUUCCAGAUCGAGAACACGCCCAGGCAGAACGAGCAGUGCCUGAGGAACUUCGACCUGAGCGAGUACCGCGUCGUGCUGAGCAACGUGGCCCUCUGGAUCUUCAACAAUCUCAUCACGAAUCUCAAGGAGAGGAUCCAAGCCCUUACCGUGCCGGCCUUGCUGGAGCACGAGGCGAUAUCCGUUCCGACCGACAAGACCGGGCGGCCCAGGUCGUCGUCCAUGGGCGGCGAACCGGAUUUCACGCAGCAAAAACUCGACAAGCUUCUGGACGAGCUGACGUCAGUGCACAAGACUUUACAGUACCACGGCGUGGAUCCCGAAGUCAUAAUGCAGCUCUUUAAGCAACUGUUUUACUUCAUGUGCGCCAGCGCUCUGAACAACCUGCUGCUCAGGAGCGAGCUCUGCCGAUGGACGAAGGGCAUGCAGAUAAGGUAUAACAUGAGCCAUUUGGAGCAAUGGGGCAGAGACCGACGACUAGAGACCGCGUCGGAAGCGCUACAGCCUAUCAUACAGGCGUCGCAGCUUCUGCAGGCUCGCAAGACGGACGAGGACGUUAAUUCCGUCUGCGAGAUGUGCAACAAACUGACGGCCAAUCAAAUAGUGAAAAUUCUGAAUCUGUACACGCCCGUCGACGAUUACGAAAGUCGAGUCCCUGUUUCGUUCAUCAAAAAAGUACAAGAUAAACUGAAAGAGCGCGGCGAGAACAACGAACAACUGUUAAUGGAUCUGAAGUACUCCUAUCCCGUAAGAUUCUCAUUCAAUCCGUCGGACAUUCGACUCGAGGAUAUCGAGAUACCCGAGGUGCUUCAUUUGCCCAUGCUCAAGAAGGUGUAACGCAAGCUAGGCACGAUCCUAAUCAAGAUCCCCACACUAUUGUACUAUACUGUGUCUUUAGUUGAAAACGUUGUACGCGAAUAACCAAAACUCGCUUAAUCCAUUUGUUCGUACAGGAAGUUAGUGAUACCGGUAAUCCGGCUACGUUAAGACGUAGACGAAUCGAGAGAGCGCGGCCCCAUCGAUAUCACGUUUUAUAUAUAUUUCUUUUUUACUCGGGUAAUUUGUAGAUUUUAUGAUAUGUCGUCGCAUUCCGAAUCGUAUUCGCGUUCGAAAUCAAUUCUGUUGUACAGGUAGACGAGUCAGGUUUCGGUAAGGUAGAAAGAGCGAUAUUUUUCAUUAUUGUUACUGUAUAGUAUUGUACAGCGAAAUGUUAAGGGAGGCACAAGGGAGGUGCGAAGCUCUUACAAGGAUCUUAAGAUUUUUUUUAUCGAUCGCUAUUGCGUUAAAAAUAAAUAAAAUUCUCAGAGUUACAUCUCUGAUGUAUAAAUCGUUUCUUCCUUGAAAUACAAGGAAAUGUGUGUCUCGUAUUUAUUUCUUUUCCAAAUAAAAAUGGAAAAUUUGUGAAUUUUGAAAAUUUUAAGUUAACUAAAUUCGGGAAUUAUACACGUAAUAAAAUAAUUCCCACUAGGAAAGCAGUCUAAUAAACAAAUAUAUAGAAAUGAUGAUAUAAUUAUGUGUGACUACAAUAUUUAUAUCUACUUUACAUAUAUACGGCGGAACUUUUUCAUUUAUACAUCCUUGUGAGAAUUUCGUAUGUACGAUAAAGUUGAAAACUUGUUAAAGAUUGUAAUUAAUAUGUAAAAAGGAAACGCGCGAGAGAGAACGAGAGAGAGAAGAUAUAACGUCAUGUUGGAACUAGAGUGUAUAUUUUGUGAUACGAAAGAUACGGAGAAAGAGCUAUUAUAAAAUUGGGUCCGAUAACGGACUGAUAUACACUGCACGAAUGAGAAGAAAAUACGACAAAAGGCGACCGAAAGAAACGGGAGUAUAUAAUUAUUGUAUUCUAAUUUAUACAUAUGUACAUGCGAUUGUAUUUUGUGCCAUUCUACGAGUAGAUCGUAACAAUGUUCGUUUGUUAUUUCGUUCGGUCUGUCAUUGGUUUCGCGCAUUACAAACGCAUUCCACAGAAUGAUGUCUGAAAAAAAGAAAGAAAACAUCCCUUCCCUCAAGAUGUUAUAGACAGAAUAUAUUUACACAAUUCCACCUUGACUCGAUGUGACAUACUUAUUUGUUCCUACAGUGAAAAUAAAGUCGAGGUGCUGGAUAACUUAGUGGUAGAGCAAUCGCCUCUUCAAUCGAAAAAUCUGGGUUUGAAUCCCGGUCCUGUCAUCUCAUGUAUAGAAUAAGAAUUUUUCAAGUGAAAAAAAAAAAAGGUAUUAUUCCACUUCAAAUUUUUGUGAUAGAAUUGUAAUACGAUUUAUAUUCUUCUCAAGUUGCAAUAAAUGAUAACUUGUGAGCAAUAUAAAUCGUGGUAUUACGAUUUAAAAAUCAGAAAUUUAUAAUCAAGAAGAAAAAAGGCGAUUGAUUAGUUCUUA